GUCUGAGACUAUGGAGGGCUAUUUACGUUGUAUGAACGUCGCGGACUUGGCGAUUGAGGCGCAGAUGAAGGCGGAGCAAGACCAUGAGAGCCGCAACGUGUUUGCCAUCGAGGGAACGAAACUCGUCAUCCACAAACGCACCAAGAUCAACCACUUCACGCAGAUAUAUGAGCUCGACAAGGAGAAGAUCACGGACGGCAGGAGCGGCCCCAAGCACUGCAUGGUGUCGCUUCGGAACCCGGGCUGCCUGGACGGUCUCGUGCUCACCACCUCCAUGCCCACCGCACAAGGCCAAAUGCAUCUCGUCGAGACCCGCCAACUUCUGGACAAGGGGCACGUACAUGCUCAGGAGUUGCAUCUGAGCAACCUCACUACGGGCGCGAGGUGUGUCACGAAGCGGACAUGGGUUCGCGUGGCGGUGACGCCCCUCGAUCAGGAGAGCGUGCUGCAAGAGAUGAACCUCCAGCCUUGAGGCGAAGGUUGACCAGAAGCCCCGGUCAGGCGACGAUGACGUCAUCGAUGACGUCAUCGAAGGAAGGCAACCAAGGUUUGUGGACAAUUAACCUUUGCCCCUUUACUUUGUGGACAACUGCCCCUUUACUUCGGGUUAGGCAGGCUCAGCUUUUCACCCUUAAAGCUCGUUGUUCCUUUUUUCCAGAGUGUUUUGUCCCGAGGAGUCAGCACCUCGAGUGUCGCAAUAGCCCUGUGGAACAUCCCGUCACAACAGUUAUAUUCUGAAGAACGGACAAUAGUCGAGUUCUUUCCGAUUUGCCGCACAUUGAUCCGUGGAGGUUGCAUACGUUACGUACAGCGUCGCUAAUGGGUAAUCAUGCAAUUCUACCCUGCCGCCUGAGAGCACGUGCCACAGGGUAAAAGGUACGGCAUGCUUUCUAGGUCGGUGUUUUCCCUCGCUGUAGAUACGACAAAUUUUUGUAACUGGGUGUUUCCAUUUUUUCUUUUUCUCUUGUUUGGUGUUGUAGCGGCGACCCAGGAGUCGCUAUGUGGGGUGCUGGAGGGCUUCAUGUGUACGUGCGGCUUGUGAAAUGGUCCAUGAGUUGUUGAACGUAAGACUGUGCUGUUCCUGUUGCCGUUGUUCGACAUUACACGAACCUGUUUCAGGUUGAUACGCAUGUGCAUACAUUGGGUGAAAUUUUGUUGGGUUUAUAGUGCUGUGCGGGGUUGGUUUCCACGUAGGAUUCUACUGGCGAAGUUCAUUGCGAAUCGUAGACCUCAUCUUGUGUGAUUCUUGGAACGCUCGGAAAUUGAAGUUUUCUGUCACGUCGUUAGGGUGGUAUCUAGGGGGGGGUCAGCGAAUGGCAACGUUCUUCAGAAAGGCUGUUCGAGUUGUUAGUUUUUCGAUUUUUGUAGCUGUAGUUCAAACUGUCGUUUGGAUACCUCAUUUUUGUUCUUGUCGAAAUUGUCUGGGCUUGAUGGUCUCGCAGCCUUCUUUGGGAGAGAAGCGUACUCUGGAACAGUGAUGAAUGGGAUGGGAUAGCGUUGGUGGUGUUGGUUCGACUUCUGGUUUCGUUCUGAGGGUGCUAAUUUGAGUUUUCGUGGGGAACCCCUGACCCCCACGGGUCCGCACCUCGAGCCGCCUCAUGAACCCAAACCCAACCCUGCCCAUCCCUGGCGUGAUCACCACCACAAGAACAGUUGUGUGUGCAAGGACGGUCUUCGCGUGUAGAGGGAUUGAUUGUGAUGACAACUCGACGAGUAUCGUGGCGUUGCCUGUCUGAAGCUUUCCAGUUUUUUUUAUCCGUCAACAAGUCGAGAGACAGUUUUCAGGUCUUGGUUGAUUUAGUCUAGCCAGCAGUCGUCGUCCGUUUUGUGCUUGUGCAGUCUUGGUGCCUCAGCACUACCUGGUACUCCGAAGUAGUAAACAAUAGUGGUCGGUGAAGAAGGUCAUGUGCGCGAUAGGGAAGUCUGGUUUGGAGAGUAUGGGUACACUGGUGAACGAGCUCGACUGUGUGCAGCGGGCCCACUGCGGGUGUAUGUCUCGUAGUGGCUGGUAGGGUAGGUGGUGCCUAACGUGUGCAAUGGUGUGCCGCGUGUGUGGUUCAAGUGUGUCCUGUGGUGCCCUUUCUGCCGUUGAUCUUGUGACUCUCAACCCGAAAGAGCGAAAAUGUUGCCUGGACUGUCCUGCAUUGAAAAGACAUGCCUCAGUAGGGAAUGAGGGAUCAAGAGCAGGGAUAGGGUGGAAGCACUGCAAAGCACCCGUUUCACACAAGCCUCGUUCAUGCCUUGAUGGGUGCAAGAGUGCUUCUGCUUCUUGAAUGGUCGCCAUACUUACCGAGCUAGACCAGGGUUUGAAGGGCUACGCGCGACGGGUUCCCUAGGGACGGAGUAUAUUUCCACAUACGCGUCGGUCGGAGGAGCCGCCGAGAGGGGCCUCCGCAGAGUGUCAUCGAGAAAGUAUAGUAAAUAAGUAAUGUUUGCCAGCACCCGCCUUCUGCUUUGAAAUUUUAUUGGGGAGGGGCCAUAAGGCCUGGCUGGUGGCAUGGGAAACUCAUGUAGUACUGAUAUACACACGUAAUCACAAGCAUUUCUGAAGUGCUCUCGUGCAUUCCUGUUUUUUUGUAGAAGGUCGAGUUGAGGGGUGGCACUUCAAUUAGGGCUCGGAACGUAACUGCCUGAUUUUCUGUCCCUUUGAGAUGUAGUAGAGAAGGUUCUGAAUUGAGGCCAGUACGAUAUAUUGUGUGGAGAUUACAACAACUCGGCUCCUCAAAGUCAAGCUAAACAUUGUCCUUGGAACAUCGCCUGAGAAGGGCCUGACCGUCCGUGGAGUGCCUCUCAAACAAGAU
This is a messenger RNA of Ectocarpus sp. CCAP 1310/34, 2801 nucleotides long. Lineage: Eukaryota; Phaeophyceae; Ectocarpales; Ectocarpaceae. The record is from the annotation of a GenBank genome assembly.